CUCUAUUCUCCUUUGUUUCGCCUGCUCUACGCAAUUCCUCCUCUUACUCUCUGGGCAGACUCGGUCUAAUUUCCCCGACAUCCGCCUCUCGUGCCAGGAUGCUUCAUCGCUGCUGAUCCAACUGCCGUGGCUGGAUAUCGGUACAACCCCGGACUCGCUAAAGUACCAUGCCGACCACUGCUGCAGCUGCCUCUGCUCAACAGACUCCACCGCCAUCCCGAUUCCAUGGCGAUCUGGAACGGGAGAACAGCGGGGAUGAAUCCUGGUCCGCGGUCGAUAGCGAUAAUGAUCGUGUUGCGCAGAACGGGUCGAGCGUCCCUCGUGCGCUGAAACGUAAACGACCCCUCACAGUGUCAUGCGAACUAUGUAAGCAGAGAAAAGUCAAAUGCGAUCGAGCCCAGCCUAGUUGUGGGUGGUGUGCCCGCAAUGGCCAACUGUGUGAGUAUAAGGAGCGGAAGAAGCCUGGUCUUCGCGCAGGUUAUGGCAAGGAGUUGGAACAAAGGCUAGAUCGGUUAGAGGAGGUCAUCCAGACACAGGCCCGCCUUAUCGAGACGCAUAUUCUGCACAGCCAACCCAGCAGGAGUCACGAAAUCCCCGGGCCAGGACCAUUCUCUUACAGUUCCCCUUCAGAGCCAGCUCAGGGCCCUAGCCCUCAUAAUGCAUUCUAUUUUCAUGAGCCACCACCAAUGGUUCCACCGCCGCGUCCGUCUGAUGCAUCCAUCACCAGCCCCUCGGACAUAUCAGCCAAGAACACCAUACAUAGCCACCUUUCAACUGCCAUGCCUGCGCCAAGUUCUAUACAAUCAGCGUCGAAUAACCCGCCCCACAACGAUUAUACAGGGAAUGAAUCGUCGCUAAAAGUCCCGGUCAAUCUCUAUGCCAAUCAGGAACAGUCACUGGCGGAUCCAGAGCUUGACCUACCGCCGUACGAUCUGUUGUAUGCGCUGGUGGACCUUUACUUUGAACAUAUCAAUACUUGGUGUCCCGUUCUUCAUCGUCGCACCACUCUGGACACCUUUUUUGGUCCGUCUCCACUUGAAGAGGCGGAUAGAACGGUGCUAUACGCUAUCGUUGCGACGACACUUCGCUUCUCAAGUGACAGUCGGCUUAACGAACAGAACCGCAAACGGUAUCAUGACUCCUCAAAGCAGAAGGUACUGCUUUACGGACUCGAAAACUCAUCGGUCAAGGCCCUCCAAGCGCUGGUGAUUCUGGCUCUGGAUCUCGUGGGAUCUUCCAACGGUCCUCCCGGGUGGAAGCUGCUUGCACUGAUUACGCGGUCCGUGGUCCAGCUGGGACUAGCCGUAGAGGCCAAAUCUUCACUCAUUGCUCCUAGCUACCCCUCCAUCUAUACUCUCAGAGCUGUCACGCUGCCAGAACCCGAAUCUUGGAUUGAAGACGAAAGCAGGCGGAGGCUUUUCUGGAUGGUAUACCUGCUGGACCGUUAUUCUACCAUUGCAACCGCCUUUGAUUUUGCCUUGGACGAUAAAGACAUUGACCGGAAGCUCCCAUGUAAAGACGAAUACUUCCUCAAAAGCCAGCCGGUCGAAACCAGAUGGUUUCAACGAUCGAGUGACCGUGCUGAUUACGUGACGCGUGCCGAAAAUGUUGGAACCUUCGGACUCUAUGUCGAAGUGCUGGGAAUUCUCUCUCGGAUCCAUACAUUUCUAAAGCGACCCGUUGACAUAGGGGCUUUGUCGGAUGUUGAAGAGUGGCAGGCUACAUACCGCAAGUUGGACAGCGAGUUGACCUCUUGGGAAUUCGGCCUCCCAGCCGAAUAUGCCUACGAAAACUCAUCCCGGCUGUUCAGUGGUUCGAAGAGCACCAAGGGAGUCCAUUGCGAUUGGGUUCAGCUUCAUGCCACGUAUCAAACUGCGGUUAUUCGGCUUCAUUCGUCAGCAGCAUACCCAACCACGCGAUCUCCAAUAUUCACCCCUUCUUACAGUGCAAGCCAGCGAUGCUUACUUGCAGUCGACAACAUCCUUUCCGUGACUCAUUUUGUCGUGGACAACAACAUGCUCGAUAAACUGGGACCCCCGUUUGCCUUUACCCUUUGGGUUUCAGCUCGAUUGUUACUUGUCCACGGAUCUACGAUAGCUCACACGGUUAGCCCUGAUAUACUGUUCUUCGUCGACACACUUGCCCAGAUGGGGAAGUACUGGAAGGUAGCAGAACGCUACAGUUCAAUUCUGCAACGUGUCCUCGACGAAUACGGGGAAUACCAACAAUCCGGCGUAUCCGACUGCGAGCGAGCCACGCCAUCCACCGUAAAGAUACUCGCAGACAUGCGUCGUUGUGCAUUCGACCUAGACUUUCUCAUCUCACGGCAACCGCGCACAUCUCCAGCCAGUAGCCAGCGGUCGGCGCCCGCAGCGACAGUCAGAAAUCCGGCUCCCAAUGAACUUGAAUACCUCGACGUGUUCGGUUUCUUCAAUGUCCCGCGUGUUCCAGCCGCUCGAGCUCCAGAUAUACUCAGUCUGGACAUCAGCGAUCCAGUCAACAAUCCAAUGUCAGUCAAUGGGUUGACUGGGGCUGGCAACGCCAAUCACGUCGUUGAUGGGACGCACUCCAACACCAACGAAUUCAAUAUCACAAACUACUUGAUUCCAACCCCCGAGACUGAUUGGCUCUUUCGUCCUAGCGGAUGAAUGAAACCGGGUGAUUCAUUCCCGUGUCUGACGAAUAUCUCACUUCAAGGCAGUGGAAACUUCCUUCCAGGCUAUGCUACAUAGCUAGGGAGAGAUCCCACAUUUCUGGUGAUAUGGUAUAUACCAUCACAACUCUCGAGAUCUGCUGGCAUGAGUAGGCAGCUACUGGCUUCGUCGAGGUACUCCCUUCGAGUGCUGAUUGUAUGAGGCGAACAAGUCCUGGAGUUUUACGGUCCUAGCCUGAUGUGUUCAUACACAAGGCUUGCUCGAAUUCCAUGUCUCAUAUUCAACCGGGAUCUGGUCGGUUUCAUGAUCCAUCCGAGCAGUGCAUCACCCGGAUUCCUGUAAUUCUAUUCCUGUCAUACU
Messenger RNA from Aspergillus ibericus CBS 121593, 3014 nucleotides. Its product is annotated as putative C6 transcription factor. Gene Ontology annotation, biological process: regulation of DNA-templated transcription; DNA-templated transcription. The coding region runs from base 168 to 2648 and encodes 826 amino acids. Gene Ontology annotation, cellular component: nucleus. The record is from RefSeq and is a predicted model, not a curated record. Gene Ontology annotation, molecular function: zinc ion binding; DNA-binding transcription factor activity, RNA polymerase II-specific; DNA binding. The transcript is spliced from 5 exons. NCBI's taxonomy places the organism in Eukaryota, Fungi, Ascomycota, Eurotiomycetes, Eurotiales, Aspergillaceae.